Molecule: messenger RNA, 1371 nt
Organism: Pestalotiopsis fici W106-1
Lineage: Eukaryota; Fungi; Ascomycota; Sordariomycetes; Amphisphaeriales; Sporocadaceae
Exons: 6
Coding region: 1-1371 (456 amino acids)
Biological process (GO): proteolysis
Molecular function (GO): aspartic-type endopeptidase activity
Source: RefSeq, a predicted model, not a curated record
AUGAAGUUCUCAACUUCUACUGGGUUGCUGGCGGCCGCCAUCGCCUUGCAAAAUGGAUUCGUAACGGCGGCGCCUACAAAGGUCAUCAAGAUCGACCUUUCCGAGAUCUCAGUUCUGGGUGGAAUGACCUUCAAGAUCCAUCAGCAACCAAACAAGGCAUUCAAGGGAGUACGAAAGGGGCCACUGGCCCUCGCAAGAGCAUACUCCAAGUUUGGGGUUGCAUUCCCAGAUGAUUUGUUGUCAGUCAUUGAGAAGCUCUUGGAAGAGCUGGGUCUCGCCGGGAACAAUACUGGUGGCAACGAAACCACAACUGCAGGUCAAGAAAUAUGCCUCAAGGAACAGAAAAUUGAAAACCGUCGUAUAGGAGAAGUCGCAGCUAUACCAGAAGAGUUUGAUUCCGAGUAUUUGUGCCCAGUCCAAAUUGGAACUCCUCCGCAGACAUUGAAUUUGGACUUUGAUACCGGGUCUUCGGAUCUAUGGGUGUUUUCUUCGUUGACCCCGACAGCUCAAGUCGCUGGGCAGACUGUAUACAGCCCGGAGGAUAGCUCGACUGCUGAGGAGUUGACUGGAAACAGCUGGAGCAUCACUUACGGUGACGGUUCAAGUAGCGGUAACGGUUCAGUGUUCAUGGAUACAGUCUCGAUCGGCGGAAUAACAGUCCAGAAUCAAGCUGUUGAAGUGGCUGAAAAAGUGUCGAGCAGCUUCACUUCCCGGGCCAGCACUGAUGGGCUACUCGGUCUAGCUUUUAGCGAUUUAAAUACGGUUACUCCAAAUCAGCAGAAAACCUUUUUCGACAAUGCGCUGAGCGAGCUCGCAUCACCGCUUUUCACGGCCAACCUCAAGCAGGCUGAGGCUGGAAAUUACAACUUUGGUUUCAUCGACCCAACUGAAUACACGGGUGAUAUAACCUUUGUGCCCGUCAACGCCUCGCAGGGGUUCUGGCAAUUCGAGGCCGCGGGCUUCCGCGUCAACAACUCGACGGCCAUCUCGGCGCCGCACGUGGCCAUUGCCGACACGGGCACGACGCUGCUCUUUGUCCCCGACGAGAUCGCGUCGGCCUACUAUGCCGAGGUGGACGGCGCCGUCAACGACGUCGCGGGCGCCGGCGGAUACACGUACCCGUGUUCCACCACGCUCCCCGGCUUUACCGCCCUCAUUGGCGACUAUGAGGCCUUGAUCCCCGGGUCCAUUAUCCCGUUUGCCCCCGUUGACGGAAACACGUUUGAGGAUGCGACAACGUGCUUUGGUGGGCUUCAGGCCACGCCCAGUGGGCUGCCGUUUAGUAUUUAUGGUGAUACAUUCCUCAAGGCUCAAUUUGUGGUGUUUCAUGGUGGUAACCAGCAGUUGGGAUUCGCAUCAAAGCCAUUAUAG